Colletotrichum godetiae is the source of this 225-nucleotide messenger RNA. RefSeq lists its product as uncharacterized. The transcript has a single exon. The annotation marks the transcript as partial. The record is from RefSeq and is a predicted model, not a curated record. Gene Ontology annotation, molecular function: RNA-DNA hybrid ribonuclease activity; nucleic acid binding. NCBI's taxonomy places the organism in Eukaryota, Fungi, Ascomycota, Sordariomycetes, Glomerellales, Glomerellaceae.
GAGCCCGGGGUAGUCCGCAUCUACACCGACGGAAGCGGCAUCAACGGCCACGUCGGCGCAGCGGCGGUAAUAAUUAACCCACCAGUGGACGACAUCAGCUCGAAGCAGUUAGAGUACAUGGGCACAUCCGCAUCCUCCACGGUGUACGCAGCAGAACUCAAGGGGCUAGUAUUAGCGCUACAAAUGAUUCUCGACAUACACAAAUCGUCCAACCGCCCCGGCAAA